Messenger RNA from Aspergillus fijiensis CBS 313.89, 1888 nucleotides. RefSeq lists its product as uncharacterized. Lineage: Eukaryota; Fungi; Ascomycota; Eurotiomycetes; Eurotiales; Aspergillaceae. The transcript is spliced from 3 exons. The record is from RefSeq and is a predicted model, not a curated record. Bases 353 to 1615 code for a protein of 420 amino acids.
UCCUCUUUCUCCUCCCCCUCCCCCUCAAAAGGCCAUUGAGUCUUCUGACCGAGUCCAGUUUCCUUGUCUUGACACUCUCCUUGCUUGCCAUUCCUCUGGAAACCCGGUUCGUCCUCAAAAGUUUGGGUGUGCUGUACUGUACAAGUUCCAGCACGUGUUGGUAGUUCUCGCUCUCUCCUGGUCCGAACUACUUGAACGGAGCUACUACUGGAGUACAACACGUCCACCACACACAAACACUUGCUCUUCUUGAUUUUCUUUUUUUUCCCCUACCAUCCCCUCUUGUGGUUCUCCUCUAGUACUUCUAUCAGGAGUACUCUCUCUCUCUCUCUCCCUCUCCACCCCACUCACCAUGCAUUCCACCGUAUCAGCACAUACCAGCCCUGUCAAGGACGGCAGGCGGAUUCUCGGCGAGAAGACCGUCAACGCGUGCCUGUCCCCCGCCCGCCAUCGCCACGCCGCCUCCCUCUCGCCGGUGAAACGUCCAUUCCUGGAGACACCGUCGCUCACCUCUCCGUCGAAAAAGCUUCUUCCGUCGCCGCUGUUUGCCGGUCAGAAACGCUCCAUUGACCAAGUCGAGGGCCACCGCGAGCAUGAGAGCAGUGCCCGCGAGCGCGCGCCGGUCCAGGCACCGGCACCGGCACCAGCAGCAGCAGCAGCCCCAAUCCACGCGCAAGUUGAGUCGACGACGAAGUCCCCAGCAAUUGCAGCAGAUGAACAUAUCCUAUCCGACGCGACACAACAACCCAUUAUUCCUGAUCUAGAAACACAACAACAACAACAAAAACAAAACGAAGUCGAACCACAACAGCAGCAACAACAACAACAACAACAACAACUACCACCCCCGCCUCAACCCAGCGAACUCCCAGCACAAACUCAACCCACCUCCACGCGAGCAGUCCUCUCCGACCCAGCGACGCGCAAACGCUUUAUUCAGGAAAAAGCAACCCUCCUCCGCACCCGCCUCCAAACCGCCAUGCGUCACGUCCGCGACCCGCAAUUCGACCGCCGCCUCUCCGAGCUCGAAGCCCACAGCCGGAAAUGUCCCCGACUGACCACCGCCGUCGUCCCCGGAUCCCAAACCCCCGCGCCAAAAGACAUAACACGUAUGGCGGCGGCUGCUGCAGCAGCUGCAGCUGAUCCCAAGACCCCGGUCCCGUUCAUCACCACCACCCCGUCGAAUCUGCAACAACCCGAGCACACUACAUCACCUGACAACGACAACAACAACCACGCGUCGGGGCUAUCGUCGCCGCCGCUCUCAACAGGGAAUGACGCUGCGUCUGCGCUGGAGGAGGAUGAUGAUGAUGAUGAUGAUCCGAUGAAAACCCCGACGCAGAAGAUGUAUCGUCAUACCACAGGAACAGGGAACGAAGCCUCGCCGAUGAUGCAGUUGAGUAGUCCGCCUGCGACGGUGUCGCGACGGAGAACUGGGACGGGGAUGGGGACCGUGCCCGAGGAGUCGGACGUUGAAGAGGACGGAGUGGGUCUGCCGGACACGCAGAGGCGGUUAUCGCAGAAGGGGGAUGCGGUGGAUGGGUUGUUGAAGUUGAUGGGGACGGCGGAGCAGCAGCAGCAGCAGGCCGAGAAAGCAGAGGUGCGGACGGGGUGAUUUCAUUGACGGCAUGUUGUGCUUGCUUAUUGCGCCCCGCGUCAACUGUGGCAUGUGGGGAUAGAAUCCCUCUCGAGGAUAGCGUCAUGCCUGUUUGUCGCCGCUCCGCCGGAUAUGAUCUACCCAGUCAAGCUUGAUAGAUUAGGGCAAUCGCGGCUCUUGCCUAGGACGGAGAGAUGAGGCUCUGGAUCAAAUGCCAUGCAUGUAUUGUAUAUAGAACAAGGGGAACUUAGAGCUAUCCGGAUGGUAGAGAUGGAUGGCAGGGCAUGCGAG